This is a messenger RNA of Lachancea lanzarotensis, 2427 nucleotides long. RefSeq names its product LALA0S04e07206g1_1 (gene VPS53). The coding region runs from base 1 to 2427 and encodes 808 amino acids. NCBI's taxonomy places the organism in Eukaryota, Fungi, Ascomycota, Saccharomycetes, Saccharomycetales, Saccharomycetaceae. Gene Ontology annotation, cellular component: GARP complex. The record is from RefSeq and is a predicted model, not a curated record. The transcript has a single exon. Gene Ontology annotation, biological process: retrograde transport, endosome to Golgi.
AUGGACAUUGAAGACACUAACUUUGAUGCGGAACCAGCAUUGAAAAGUAUAUUAGAAUCGCCUAACUCGCUUGACGAGAUAGAUCAAUUGAUCCAGGCCACCAGAGCUAUCAAGUUUGUUCUCGAAGAUGAGAUAACUCAAAGCAUUGUAAAAGGUGAAUCGACUAAACCUACGUCUAUUACCUCUGAUGUGGUGGCCGAAUUUCAUCAGCUGCUGGCAGAAGUUGGUGAUAUCACAGCGCUCUCGAGGGAGACCGAGAGCGCAAUCUCGCAGCUCACAAAGGACAUUUCCCAUCUGGACAACGCCAAACGCAACCUAUCGCAAUCAAUGGCAUUCUUCCAAAACCUAGAGCAGCUCACAGAGUCGUAUUUUCAGUGCCGAACAUUUCUGGAGUCUAAUAACUUCAAAGACAUGAGACCUUCCUAUAAUGUCAUGAGCGGUCUUGUGGCAUACUUGCAACAGUACAAAUCGGUACAAGAAGUUGGCGACAUAGUGGCCAAAGUUUCCCGGCUGCAAUCAGAGAUCCUGAGUGAGGUGAAGAAGACAUAUCAGGACCUUUUGAGUUCUCGUUCAAUUGCAAACAAGGGCAUUGAUGAGUCUAUGCUGAGGGAUGGAGCCUGCGCUUUAUUGGAAACCAACUCUGGUGCCAAAACCGAACUGAUAGAUUUGGUGGUCAAUAAGCUUUUAUAUGAGGUAUCAGAGAUAUUUCAAGUGGACGAUGAAGCAGGUUCCCUGGAAAAUUUAUCCAGACGCUAUGUUUAUUUCAAAAAAGUACUGAACGGUUUCAGCUCAGAGUUCGCACAGAGCUUUCCCAAGGAUUGGGAACUGCCGACCAAGCUAACUGCUAAAUUUUACAGCAUUACCAGGAAAGAUCUAGGUAUCUUACUACAAAGAGAACUCAAGGAAAACCCUUCGAUUGAUACCUUCAUGGCCGCCUUGCAAACGACGCUGGAGUUUGAGAAGUACAUUGACGUGAAGUUUGCCAAUCGCUUGAAUGCGGAACCCAGACUGGAACGCAUUUCUAAGUCUUUUGAGCCUUAUCUAGUGCUGUGGAUCCAGCAUCAGGACUCACUCAUGAAUUCAAAAAUCCUCAGCUACAUGGCCGAAAACAAAAUCUCUCAAUCGUCCGACUCACUAGUUCUUCCAUCCAGUGCUGACCUUUUCAGAAGAUACAGGUCUCUUCUUUCUCAGACGCUUGAUCUAAUUCAAAGUGGCGAUGGUAGAGAUCAAAUGUUGCGCGAACUGGCUACUUUUUACAACAACUGGCUCUCAACUUAUUUAGAAAAGAUACUGAGGCCUUUGUUGAUUGCACCGAAUGUGAAGAUUGAGAAUAAAGAAGAAGCGAUGACAUACACUCUGUUGCUUCUUAACACCGCCGAUUAUUGCACUACAACGAUCAGACAGCUGGAAGAUAAACUGGUUGAAUAUCUAUCAGACGAUAAAAGCCUAAAUCAGCCAUUUGAAAAAGUUCAGGCGCAAUAUGGAAGCAUCAUUUCAAGCGCAAUGGACGUGCUACUCAACUCUUUAAUCGCACCAGAUGUAGCAUUUGCCUGGCGAGAAUUUGAUAACACAGACUGGAAGAAUGUGCAGGUCGAAGAUUACAGUAGAUACACUUUCACACUGAAGGAGCUGUUCAGAAAUGAUCAAUCUAUUAUGCGAAAAAUUAUACCCCGUUUCAACAGGGAACUAUACAGCUGGAGUUUUAUGGGGAAGGUCAUCGAAUUAAUUUGUGAUGGCUUCAUGAGUUGUAUCGUGCGGCUUCUAAAGCCGAGGCCGCCUUUUGCGAAUCUUAACAAUCCCCGCAAUUUACAACUUCCACAGGUUGUUAAUGUCGGGGAGCAAUUACAGCUGGACACCGAAUGUCUGAGACAAGCUCUGGUAUCAUGGGCGGAUGACUUGGCAGAUUUAGUUAACGGAAACGCAGCAUCCUCGAAGAGAAUCAAGAAACACAUAGAGAAAAGCUUUGAACAACUUGUGACAUUCCUCAAGUUGUUGACCGUGCCAUUGGAUGAUCCAGGGAUAUAUCAGGACAACUACGCUGCGAUAACGGGCAAUAAUAAAAGUGUCAUUUCGUGGUGUUUUGUCUUGGCACUUAAAGGCCUCCCGUGGGAGCUAGCAAGGUGGAAAGCACUGUAUUCGGCAUUUCAGCUUGCUGAGGACGGAUCAGCGGAACCUUCCAUGCUGCCAGUACUUGUCAGAUGCGGAUCCACUGUCCUCCAAUUUCAGUCUGAUUUGACCAGCGUUAAUGACCCUACAUGGCAAAAAUUCAUUAAAGGCGAUUUGGGUCUUAAACUUGUUAUGAGUAAACCUCGUUCUUCAGGUUCAGACGAAAGAUCGUUAUCACCAACGCCUCGACUGGUAUCAAGCAAGCUGAACGGCAAUAUAAAAAAUCUCAUGUCUGGUACCGGGUUUUUCCACAGGGGCUAG